AUGAAGACCGAAGAGGCUCCGUCCUGCCUGCAGCAGGCAACGCCGGUCCUGGGCUUUGACUCCAAAAUGCGGGAGGUGUGCGCCGGCUGCGACACCCCCAUCUCCGACCGGUUCCUUUUGCGAGUCAAUGAGCGUUCCUGGCACGAAGGCUGCGUGAAAUGUGCCGUCUGCCUGCAGCCGCUCUCUGGGACCUGCUACUGUCGCAACCGGCAGCUCUACUGCAAGCACGACUAUGAGAAGUUGUUCCAGACCAAGUGCAGCAGCUGCUUGAAGGCGAUCGCCCCCUCCGAGCUCAUCAUGCGGGUGCUGGAGAACGUCUACCACGUUCACUGCUUCUACUGUUGCGAGUGCGAGCGGCGCCUGCAGCGGGGAGACGAGUUUGUGCUCAAGGAAGGACAGCUGCUGUGCCGCAGUGACUAUGAGAAGGAGAAGGAGAUGCUGAGCGCUAUCAGCCCGGCACCCACCGAGUCCGUGAAAAGCGAGGACGAAGACGGCAGCCACUCGCACAGCAAAGGCAGUGAGGAGAGCAAAGACCACAAGCGCUCCAAGCGCCCACGCACCAUCCUUACCACGCAGCAGCGACGGGCGUUCAAGGCUUCGUUUGAGGUUUCCUCAAAGCCUUGCAGAAAGGUGAGAGAGACCCUGGCAGCUGAGACGGGCUUGACUGUGCGGGUGGUACAGGUCUGGUUCCAGAACCAAAGAGCCAAGAUGAAGAAGAUCGCUCGCAGGCAACAACAACAGCAGCAGCAACAGCAGGAGCAAGACCAGUUGGGCAACCCUCGCUUAGGGACGGGGAGAGGGACCGGUCGCAACAGCAGGCAGAGCAACGAUGAUAGCGAAGACGGCGCGAGCGUUCACGGCCUGGAUGGGCUCAUGGUCCCCUACCCCAGGAUCCCCCAGCAGCAGCUGCUGCCCUUGGAUCAGAACGGCUACAGCACGGAUUUGUACAGACAAGGGCUGACGCCGCCCCAGCUGCCAGGAGACCAUCUGCACCCCUACGACUCAGAGGGAGUUUUUCACGAUAUGGACAGUGACAGCAUCAGCCACCUGGGAGACUGCCUGCUGUCAACGGCCGAAGCCAACCUCCUCCAAGCCCGCGUGGGCAACCCCAUUGACCGACUCUACUCCAUGCAGAGCUCCUACUUCACGUCCUGA
Molecule: messenger RNA, 1155 nt
Organism: Haliaeetus leucocephalus (bald eagle)
Lineage: Eukaryota; Metazoa; Chordata; Aves; Accipitriformes; Accipitridae
Product: LIM homeobox transcription factor 1-alpha-like
Exons: 8
Coding region: 1-1155 (384 amino acids)
Biological process (GO): neuron differentiation; regulation of transcription by RNA polymerase II
Cellular component (GO): nucleus
Molecular function (GO): DNA-binding transcription factor activity, RNA polymerase II-specific; RNA polymerase II transcription regulatory region sequence-specific DNA binding
Source: RefSeq, a predicted model, not a curated record